UUGGGCUCAGGCGUGUCUGGCGCUGCAUUGAAGUCUAGCCGUUUUUUUGCCCAGCAGCCCCUCCCUCUCGGCAGCCGCAAGUCAUGGCGAUCGUUGCGGUCAGGGAGACCGAGGAGUUCGAGAAGGCCGUCUCGGACCCCAGGUGCCUCGUGGUGAACACCGCGGGGCCGGAGCCCGAGGUCUUCGAGGCGGGGCAGGCCGCCAGAGCGGCCGCGAGCCCCUUCGACGUCCCGAAGAAGACGAGGGUCGUCGUCGCGCUGGUGGACCCCAAGAAGGUCGCGCUCGGGCAGCGCUACGUCAAGGCGCUCAGGGCCGUCAACGGGAAGGUGAGGAUCAACUGCGUCCUGGAGCUGUCGCGCUGCAAGGACCCUGUCGGCGUGGACCUGUUCCAGCGGGCGUUGUUGGCCUCGGGCGCCUCCCAGGUCUAGGGGGGGCGCCGACGAUGCACACGUGUGCACGAGUCGGCCUCCCAUGAGGGCGACGAACUUACCUCAGACUCAGGCAGGUGUUACUUAAUGGCAGUUCACCCCCUCCGCGGCCUUGGCAAGCAGCGCUGGGCCGAAAAGGCGUGCCAGUGGGCCCCGACUUGCGCGCAGUCCAAAUUUCCUUUGGGCCUCGGCACGCCCCUCUCCCCCCCUUCGCGCAAGUCAACUUGCCGGAGUCUAAUGAAAAACGACCUGCCUCUGGAGGACUGGUUCUCUCCCCCGACGCCGGCCCUCCGAGUGGCUGCUUUCCGGGCGAACGACGACGACGACGAC
Messenger RNA from Prorocentrum cordatum, 758 nucleotides. The record is from the annotation of a GenBank genome assembly. Lineage: Eukaryota; Dinophyceae; Prorocentrales; Prorocentraceae.